Messenger RNA from Candoia aspera, 2584 nucleotides. It is a transcript of the gene SNX33, whose product is annotated as sorting nexin 33. The record is from RefSeq and is a predicted model, not a curated record. The transcript has 2 exons. Lineage: Eukaryota; Metazoa; Chordata; Lepidosauria; Squamata; Candoiidae. The coding region runs from base 89 to 1780 and encodes 563 amino acids. Gene Ontology annotation, cellular component: plasma membrane; cytoplasmic vesicle. Gene Ontology annotation, biological process: mitotic cytokinesis; cleavage furrow formation; intracellular protein transport. Gene Ontology annotation, molecular function: phosphatidylinositol binding; protein binding.
UCCUGCUGCAAGCUUCUGCAGCCUUCUCGUGAAGGUCCCUUUUCAACAGAACCUGGGUAGGGACCGGGCUGCCUAACCAGACACCCCCAUGGCAAUCCGGGCCAGAGCCCUUUAUGAUUUCCAGAGUGAAAACAAGGAAGAGAUCAGUAUUCGAGAGAACGAGGAGCUGGUGCUGUUCAGCGAAAAGUCCCUGGACGGCUGGCUGCAGGGAACCAACUCCCGGGGGGAGACCGGCCUGUUCCCUGCCUCCUACGUGGAGAUUCUUCGCUACAGGUCCUCCUCGACCCACACAAAUUCUUCUAACAGUCCUGCUGGGUCUCCGGGAAAUGGGUCCUCCUUCUAUGUGCCCUCUUCCAGCACAAGCAUCUCGCACCAGGGCAGCUUUGAAGAUGAAGAGGACGACUGGGACGACUGGGACGAUGAGUGUACGGUGGUGGAGGAGCCCCAGAGUGGAGCAGGGACCAACGGGCAUCCGUCACCAGGCCUGUCGUGCCCCAGGCCCUGUGCUCAUCCCAAGAACGCCGGCUAUCGGGCAAAGCCAUCUUUGGAGAGGCAGGACAGCAUUGGGUCUUCCAAAAGAGGAAGCGUGGUGGGCCGGAAUCUCAACCGCUUCUCCAGCUUUGUCCGGUCUGGGGUUGAGGCCUUCAUUUUGGGAGACGUCCCCAUGAUGGCCAAGAUUGCAGAGGCCUAUUACAUAGACAUGGGCUCGAAAGGCCCGCAGUGGAGGUCCAGCCCACACCCUUUUGUCUGUUCCGUGGAAGAGCCCACCAAGCAAACUAAGUUCAAAGGCAUCAAGAGCUACAUCUCCUACCGGCUGACACCCAGCAGUGGGAAUUCGCCCGUUUACCGGCGGUACAAACACUUUGACUGGUUGUACAACCGCCUGUUGCACAAGUUCACUGUCAUCUCCGUUCCCCACCUGCCAGAGAAGCAAGCCACGGGGCGCUUUGGGGAGGACUUCAUCGAGAAGCGCAAGCGGCGGCUGAUCCUGUGGAUGGACCACAUGACCAGCCACCCCGCGCUCUCCCAGUAUGAGGGCUUUCAACACUUCCUCACCUGCGGGGACAACAAGCAGUGGAAGAUGGGGAAGCGUCGGGCAGAGAAGGAUGAGAUGGUGGGCGCGAGUUUCCUACUGACCCUCCAGAUCCCAACAGAACACCAAGACCUGCAGGACGUGGAGGACCGCGUGGACACCUUCAAGGCCUUCAGCAAGAAGAUGGACGACAGCGUGCUGCAGCUGACCAGCGUGGCUUCUGAGCUGGCCAGGAAGCAUGUUGGGGGCUUUCGCAAAGAAUUCCAAAAGCUGGGCAAUGCCUUCCAAGCCAUCAGCCAAGCCUUCCAGAUGGACCCGCCCUACAGUUUUGAUGCCCUCAACAAUGCCAUCUCACACACGGGCAAGACCUAUGAGACGGUGGGGGAAAUGUUUGCCGAGCAGCCCAAGAAUGACCUGUUCCUCAUGAUGGAUACUCUUUCCUUGUACCAAGGACUGCUUUCCAACUUCCCAGACAUCAUUCAUCUUCAGAAAGGUGCGUUUGCCAAAGUGAAGGAGAGCCAGCGGAUGAGCGACGAAGGGAAAAUGGAUCAGGAGGAGGCGGACGGGAUCCGGAAGCGCUGCCGAGUGGUGGGGUUUGCCCUGCAGGCUGAAAUGAAUCACUUCCAUGAGAGGCGCGUCUUGGACUUCAAGAAAAUGAUGCAGUCCUACAUCAGGGAGCAGAUCGUGUUCUACCGGAGAGUCAGCCAGCAGCUGGAAGACACCCUGAGGAAGUACGACAGCCUCUAGUACCCUCCCGGGGCCCGCCAGAGGUUGGCGCUCAGGAUGGUCCCCAGUGCUUCCAUGCCCUCUGCUGGGAUUAGGGAGGUCUUGCGCGGAUGGUGGACCUCCCCCGCCGCAAGGCUCAGGGGAUUGGAGGUCUCUACAUUGGCUUGUGCUCUUCAUGUUUAUAAUGCGAAACUCUGAGCAUAAAAAAGGGAAGCUGGUAACCCCGUGAUGACCAAAGCUUGUGAUGGCGUUCCCAUUCCAUCCCGUCCAUAUGCAGGGACCCAGCCAAGAAUCGUUGCACAAAAGACAUUUUGCUGAGUGAGUUUCUUUUCCUCCUUAAGAAACAAACUCCUGGCUUUCCUAGCAAGAAGGAAGUAAAAAGUAUUUGCUGUCCAAGGACAACAGGAAAUAGAACUUUUGCCCUGCCCGGCUUCCUUUUUCCACACAGGCUUGAUUUUCUGGAAAAAGUACUCUUAUUUAUCCUGCACAAUCAUACUUUCCAACCAGCCCUUCCCAUUCCCUUCCAGAAAAGGAAUGAAAUCAGGAUUGUAGAUUGGUUUGGACCCAGUUCAGCGUUUGUCUGUCGCUAUUGGGAUUAUGCGACUCAAGAGAACAGAAAGCAAAAAUUGGGAGAAGGGGAAGGAAUUAAAAGGUUGGUCCACCAAAGUGACUCUUUUUGGGAAGUCGCACAAACAGCACAAUCUCACCUCUUGGGUCUGUUAUAUAGAGUUACAGAUAGUAUGCAUGCAUUUACAGGCACCCACCCAAGUAAAUCCAGAGUUAUUUUUUUCUGUUUGAAAUCAAAAGAAUCCUUGGAAACUGCAA